UGUCUUAUUUGUUAUUUGUUAAUUAUUGUUUAUAUUUGUCUCGCUCGUUGUCUCUCGCUUAGCGCCUAGCGCCUGCUAGCGAGCCAUAUAUAUGGCCGCCGUCUCUCGUUCUCUUCCUUUCCUCUUCGUACCACGUCUUGUAGUUAAUCCUACACAAUCUGGUUUGAAUCCGCCUCACUGCCGUGACAAACUACCCGGAACUAUAACUUCGAGACCAAAGAGGCACCCAGCCAAUCUCGAGAUAGAAACCCGCCCCCCUAAUAUCCGGGAGGAACCCUCCACGCCCCCCUUAACCCGCCUAAGAAUUAUCCUAUCCUCCCUAAUCCUAACGGACGACGAUAUAGAUAUAGAAUAAGAAACGAACCCGACCUAACCCUAGUUUACGGAGGAAAGUACGCCACUAGAAACAACCCCUACCCUAGGUUUGAUUGAUUGAUUGAUUGAUUGAUUCGUUUUACGUCUAUAUGCAGUUGGAAACUAUGACGGACGGUCCGUUUAGGAC
This is a messenger RNA of Aplosporella prunicola CBS 121167, 502 nucleotides long. RefSeq lists its product as uncharacterized. The coding region runs from base 92 to 355 and encodes 87 amino acids. The record is from RefSeq and is a predicted model, not a curated record. Lineage: Eukaryota; Fungi; Ascomycota; Dothideomycetes; Botryosphaeriales; Aplosporellaceae. The transcript has a single exon.